GAUGGUGAAACUCUACUACAUUGUGCCAGUGAAUCUGAUGAAGUUGAAAUGCUUGAAUUUUGGAUCAAGAGAGGAGAUUAUGAUGUGAAUGUUAAAAAUAAAAGGAAUAGAACUCCAUUGUUUAAUGCUCUUGAUAAGUAUAGAUGUAGUAUUGAAGCUGUUGAUAUUUUAUUAACUAAUGGGGCUAGAACGGAUGUUGUGGAUACAGAUGAUGAUAGCACUCCAUUACACACUGCUAGUGAAAAUGGUAACAGUAAAAUUAUUGAAUUAUUAAUAACUAAAGGAAAGGCUGAUGUGAAUGCUAUGGAUGAGGAUGGUGAAACUCUACUACAUUGUGCCAGUGAAUCUGAUGAAGUUGAAAUGCUUGAAUUUUGGAUCAAGAGAGGAGAUUAUGAUGUGAAUGUUAAAAAUAAAAGGAAUAGAACUCCAUUGUUUAAUGCUCUUGAUAA
Molecule: messenger RNA, 449 nt
Organism: Amphimedon queenslandica
Lineage: Eukaryota; Metazoa; Porifera; Demospongiae; Haplosclerida; Niphatidae
Product: putative ankyrin repeat protein RBE_0317
Exons: 5
Molecular function (GO): protein binding
Source: RefSeq, a predicted model, not a curated record